AUGUUGGGUCCCUCCUGGGAGCCCCUGGCUCUAGCCUCCAUGUUGGGUCUGGAGGGCCCCUGCUGGGUGGGCCCAGGGCCAGAUGGAGGCCUUGCUGUGAGUGAAGAAUUUGGAGAUGUGAAGUUGUUUGGCAGUGCCCACCAGCCCCUGGGCUCCCUGGGCACUCUGACGGAACAUACCUUUGUCCAUCCAGCAGGUGUGUGCUUUGACUCAGAAGGCAGUGUAAUUGUGGCUGACAGGCAGAGACGUGAGGUGACCCUGUUUCCUCAAGUUGGACCACCCAUCUCCCUGCUGCUGGAGGGGCUAGAGCAACCAAUGGGGCUGGCCUGUGCCCCCUGGGGCCAGCUGGUGGUAGCAGAUGCUGGGGACAACAGCAUUAAGGUAUAUCAGUAUCUUAGGGAGAUGGCCUGA
Molecule: messenger RNA, 411 nt
Organism: Jaculus jaculus (lesser Egyptian jerboa)
Lineage: Eukaryota; Metazoa; Chordata; Mammalia; Rodentia; Dipodidae
Gene: Nhlrc4
Product: NHL repeat containing 4
Exons: 1
Coding region: 1-411 (136 amino acids)
Molecular function (GO): protein binding
Source: RefSeq, a predicted model, not a curated record